Diuraphis noxia (Russian wheat aphid) is the source of this 3779-nucleotide messenger RNA. RefSeq lists its product as uncharacterized. The record is from RefSeq and is a predicted model, not a curated record. Lineage: Eukaryota; Metazoa; Arthropoda; Insecta; Hemiptera; Aphididae.
AUGUUUGUAUUGACUUAUAAAAAGUUAGUUGAGAGUAGUAAAAUAGAUGAGCAAAAACAUAAUAUUGAUGAUCUAGUCAAUGCUGGUAAUUUAUUAAAUGAAAAAGAAAAACCCAAUACAUAUUAUGAAGAUAUUAUAUCUGCACAAUUUCAUGAACAAAAUCUACAGUCUUUAAAAAGUCAAAUUGUUGAAUUAAAUGAAAAACUUGAAAAUUGCCGUAAUAAUAUUACUGAAAAAGAUAUGUUAUUGCAAUUAAAAAUUGAGAAAAUUGAGUCAUUAAACAAAGCUAUAGCACAAACCAAAAAAUCACAUUUAGAAACUGUGGAAGCAUUAAAAAAAAAAAACAUUGAAGUCAUCAAUGAAGAACGUUUAAGAUGUACUCAAAAAGUCAAUCAUAUUGCAGAAGAAUCAGAAGAAUUAAAAAAUAACUUAGAAGAUGUUCACCGACUUUGUGAUAAAUUAAAAAAAAAAAACAUUAAAAUUGAUAAAGAAAAUUCUGAACUAAAAAAAAAGGUAAUAAGUUUAAAAUCGGAAAUAGAAGAAUUACAUACAAGUUAUGAAAACGAGAAAAAAUUAAUUCUUAAACACAAUCAAGAAACUUCAAAACAUCUUAUCGGUGAUAUGGAAAAAGAAUUGCUGAGCUUACAACAAGAAAAUGAUUUAUUAUCUAACCAAAUAGCUAUGACGGAAAGCAAAUCAGUACAUUUGCAAGAGAAUGAUAAUUUAUUAAUGGAACUUGACAAAAAAGAAUUAGAGAUUCAACGUUUGAAUCUUGAAAACGAAAAAUUAAACCAACAACUUCAAAAUCAAAUAACAGAUGCUCAGCAGACAGAAAAUCGUUGGAUUCAGUUAAAAGAUGCAUAUCUCAACGAUAAAGAACGCAUGGCUCUUUUGGAAAAAGUUAUAGAUGAAUUAAAAAUGAAUAACAAUGAGUUGAAUGAGACUAAUGUUAAAUUAACUGAGCAAAUUGAAAAAUCUGUAGAAAAUGUUAAGUUAUUAAAAGCUGAAAAUGACUCGUACCAAGAACAAAUCUCUGACUUGAUGGCAGUUAUAGAAAAUAUGCGUGAAACAUUCGAAAAAGCUAUGAAAGAAUCUUCAGAUGAGUAUGAACAAAAUAAAAAACAAUUUAUUCGACAACAUGAAGAUGAUCAAGUUUUAAUUACAAGUUGUAAUAACAAACUUAAAGAGAGUAUUACGUCGGUAAAUGAAUUAACCAAUCAAUUAAACAUUGUUUUAAAAGAAAAUGAUUUAUUUAAAUGUGAACGUUUAGAGUUUAGUGAUUGUGUUAGUAAAAAAGAUAUAGAGUUAUUUAAACUGAAAAAUACUAUUACAGAAUUUCAUACUCUKUCUACUCAAUUAACUAAUGAGUUGGAAUUUGUUAAAAAAGAGAAUAGUAUGCUUUCAGAUAAAUUAAAGGGAACCAAUGUAACAAUGGAAGAUAAUAAAUUAUUAUCAGAUCGAUACCAAAAACAAAAACAACUACUAAAAGUAAAAAUCAAAGCUUUAAAAGAAUCUGAAAGUAAUUGUUCUCUUUUACAGCAGCAAGUAGCUUCCUUAAAUAAAGAAAUAAAUGUUUURAAUCAGAGAUUAGCAUAUGUUAUUCAAAGUAACAAACAAAUAAGUACUAUUAUACGAAACUGUGAUGAAGAACUUCAAAACUGCUAUGAAUUAUUAAAUACAAUUGUAGUCAAAUCAAAUUUACAAACUCACAACAUACAUAUAUUACGUUGUGUUUUGAUUGGUCUGGCAUCAUUAUUUUCUUUUGACAAUUUUAGUUUUGAGGUUGAUGUUGACUUAAUUGAAGCAGUCGAUUCAAUUUGCAAUAAUUCCAUUUUAGAUGAUAAUGAACUGCAAAUUUGUAUUAAAAAAAUAGUUUUUGGUUCUAUUUAUAUUUUAGAAUAUAUUGUAAAUUUAAAUGAUUCUCAUAAGCGUUCAAAGGCACAAUUAAUUGACCGCAAUGAAGUUGAAAAAUUUGUAUCUGAAGCUGUAGAAAAAGUUAAAUUAUCCACACAACAUGAAUAUCAUAAAAAAAAUAAUGAACUACUAAAAGUAAUUGAAAACUUACAAAAUGAUAAUUAUGCAUUAAAAUUAAAUAUGUCUUCUGGUACUUUAGAAAAUAAAGAAGUAUUAACAGAUUUAAAUGGUCCUGCUGUAAGCAGUCUACUAUCUYUUGAAUAUAUAGAUGCAAAAAGUAUAAAAAAUGAAAAUGAUACAUUUAAACAAUUUUUAAAAARCAUCCAAAAAGAUUUGGGUUUAGUUAUUACUGAUGAGAGAGAUAAUGGAGAGAUAAUUAAGAUUUUAAAUUCACUUGAGUUCCAUGUACAGGAAAUAAAAAAUGAAAAUAAUCUGUUAAAAAAUCAGUUAAAUGAAAAUCAAAGAUUGCUUUCAUUGAAAACUUUGGAACAAUCUACUGAUUGGCAGUCUAAUAAAUAUUCAAAUAUAAGCACACAAAAUGCAUUGGUUCAAACUGUAGAAAAUUUUGAACAAACUGAUGAAAAUAAGAAAAAAGCGUCUGAAGAUAUAUGUUUAAAGAAUAAUUUUAAAAUGUCCACUUCCACAGAAAAUGGUGAUUCAAAGAUAUUACAAGUUCGCUAUAAAAAUUUGAAAACUCGGUUCAAAGAAUGCCGUGCUAAAACCAUUGACUUAGAAAAAACAAUUUGCAACUUGACAAAUGAUUUGGAAUGUGCAAAUUCCAAAUUCAAGCAAUUAAAUGAUCAAUAUUCCAAUGAAAAUGAAAUUCAUGAAGCAGAUAUAAUCCAUUGUCAGUCAGAAAUUGAAAAUCUCAUGAGUGAAAAACUUGAAGCCUACCGUCAAUUGACAGCACUUAAGGAAAAACAUGAAAUAUUGCAAAAUGAUUAUGAUCAACUUAAAAGUAAUUUGGAUGACCAGAAUCCUUUGAAUGAUACAGAUACAACUUAUGUUCACAUUAAUGAACAAAAUACAGUUUUAAAAGGAAAAUUGAAUGAAAUCCAACGUUUAAUUGAUUCAGCUUAUUCAAGGGUGUUUUCUGAAUGGCCACCUAUUGAAAAUGAUUCUGAUUGGGUAGUUGUUCAAUCAAAAAAAUUAGAUCAAAUAGUUGAUGCUAGGUCUUGUAACAGUAUUGAUGGUUAUAAGUUAGGAGAUUUGGAAGAUAAACAAUUACAAACUUAUGUUCAAACUAUUCAUGAAUUAGUUUCAUCUAUUUUAACUAAUGCAUCCAGUGUUGAAGUUUCUUCAAGUAAUGUACUAAUUGAUUUAAUAUCAGACUUAAAAUCGUGCUCAGAAACAUUAUUAGAAUUAAUAUCUCUUAAAAAUAAUAAAUCCACCAAUGAAAUGCAUACAGAAUUAUCUCAAGAUCAUGCAGUUCAAGAUACUAAUUCAUUUUCCCCUGAAAAAUCAUCAAUAAAUGAGUCUGUAAAUUCAAGUGAAGAAGCAAUACAAUCUUCCUUAUUAAAAAAUGUAGAAAAUGAACAACUACAGAGGUCCAUUGCUGAGCGUGAUCGAUUAAUUGAAUUUCUUUCUGUCAAAAUAUCAAAAUUAGAUAAUUUAAAUCGAAAUGUUGAUGAUAUAAGAUUAGUACAAGAGAAACUUGACAGAGCAUUAACAGCUGUUCACGAAAGAGAUGUUCGAUGUAACGAACUAACUUUAGAAUUAACCCGGUUAUUAGAAGAACGUGAUAUGCUGCAACUGAAACUAUCGAACUCUAUCAGACAAAUUCAAUUCUUGUCUGAUAAUAAGCCACCAUUGGGYGAAUCAAAUUUGAUAGAGGAAAAAUUUGAUUUAAAACCCAUGAAUGACAA